UACUAUAAAAAUGUCCUCCAAGCUAGCUGCUAUCUCGGAGUUGGUCAACAAAAUGACCAUCAUCUAAGUAAAUAAAGCACUUUAUCCCAGCGCCAAUAACGCUCUUACCGUCCACGGGCUUCCUAGAGACUUCGGAAAAUGCAACUGAAGCAUCUUAAGACACUGUUAACACCCCAGGAGGGUGCUGCCAAGGUGACAUGCAUGACCUGGGCACCGAAUAACACCAAGUUCGCUGUUUGCACUGUUGACAGAGUGGUGCUGCUCUAUGAUGAGCAGGGGGAGAGGAGGGACAAGUUCUCCACCAAACCUCUGGACUCAAAGUUCGGGAAACAAAGCUAUGUUGUCAACGACAUGGCGUUCUCACCAGACUCCACCAAAAUCGCCAUCGGCCAGUCCGACAACAUCAUCUUUGUCUACAGAAUUGGAGAAGAAUGGGGCGACAAGAAAGCCAUCUGCAACAAAUUUGUUCAGACAAGUGCUGUGACUUGCUUGCUGUGGCCUGCAGAACAUGCAAUUGUGUAUGGAUUAGUGGAUGGAAAGGUCCGCCUCGCUAACACUCAGACAAACAAGUCAUCAACCAUCUACGGCACCGAGUCCUGCGUCGUCUCACUGGCAUCCAAUGUCUCUGGUAAAGGCAUCCUGUCUGGACACGCUGAUGGGACGGUGGUCCGCUACUUCUUUGAUGAUGAAGGUUCAGGAGACUCUCAGGGUAAGCUGUUGACCCACCCGUGCCCGCCCUACGCUCUGGCCUGGGGGGCCAACAGCAUCAUGGUGGGCGGCUGUGACAAGAAGGUGGUGGCGUACGGUAGAGAGGGCCACGUCCUGCAGACCUUCGAGUACAGCCGCGACCGCACGGAGAGGGAGUUCACCGUGGCCGCCACCAGCCCCAGCGGACAGUCCGUGGUGUUUGGCAGCUAUGACCGGUUGCGGGUGUAUAACUGGGCUCCCAGGAAAGGUGUGUGGGGUGAAGCCAAGCCGAAAGAGAUCCUGAACCUCUACACCAUCACCAGCCUGGCCUGGAAGAAAGACGGAUCACGCCUCUGUGCUGGAACACUGUGUGGAGGAGUGGAGCUGUUUGAUUGCUGCUUACGGAGAACCAUCUAUAAGAACAAGUUUGAGAUGACCUACGUUGGCCUGAGCCAGGUGAUAGUGAGGAACCUCUCAACAGGAACUCGGGUGGUUCUGAAGUCUUAUUACGGUUAUGAGAUAGAAGAAGUCAAAAUAAUGGGCAAAGAUCGCUACCUGGUGGCUCACACCUCCGACACGCUGCUGCUGGGAGACCUGCUGACAAACAAACUGAGCGAGGUGCCUUGGCCUGGUUCUGGUGGAAACGAAAAGUUCUUCUUUGAAAAUGAAAAUGUGUGCAUGAUUUUUAACGCCGGGGAGCUGAGCCUGGUGGAAUACAGCAACAACGAGAUCCUGGGAUCAGUCAGGACAGAAUUCAUGAACCCUCAUCUCAUCAGUGUCCGGCUGAAUGAGAGGAAGCAGAGAGGAGUUGAAGACAACAAGAAGCUGGCGUAUCUCAUCGAUAUAAAGACCAUUUGUAUUGUGGACUUGGCCGGAGGCUACAAUCUGGGAACCAUCAGCCAGAACUCUAAGAUUGACUGGCUGGAGCUGAAUGAAACCGGACGCAAACUGCUGUUCAGGGACAAGAAGCUGCGGCUCCAUCUGUACGACAUCGAGUCUGGCGUGAAGACCACGGUGCUGAGCUUCUGCUCCUACGUCCAGUGGGUUCCUGGCAGUGACGUGGUCGUGGCCCAGAACAGAGGGAACCUCUGCAUCUGGUACAGCAUCGACAGCCCCGAGAGCGUCACCAUGUUCCCCAUCAAGGGCGACAUCGUGGAUCUAGAACGAGUGGACGGGAAGACGGAUGUGAUCGUGACGGAGGGCGUUAACCCCGUGACGUACACUCUGGACGAAGGCCUCAUCGAGUUUGGCACGGCCAUCGAUGACGGAGACUAUGACAGAGCCACAGCAUUCCUUGAGACUCUAGAGAUGUCACCAGAGACUGAAGCCAUGUGGAAGACGCUCAGCAAGCUGGCUCUGGAGUCUCACCAGCUGCACAUCGCAGAAAGAUGUUUUGCUGCGCUGGGGGACGUCUCAACUGUUCGUUUCCUCCACCAGACGAACCAGAUCGCUGACAAAGUUUCACAGGAAAUGGGAGGAGAUGGAACAGCGUUUUUCCAGGUCCAGGCCCACGUGGCCAUGCUGGACAAGAACUUUAAACUGGCUGAGAUGCACUACAUGGAGCAGAAUUCCAUCGAUGAAGCGAUCGAGAUGUACCAGGAGCUCCACAUGUGGGACGACUGCAUCGCUGUGGCUGAAGCCAAGGGCCACCCGGAGCUGGACGCCCUGCGUGGGAACUACUACCAGUGGCUGACGGAGACGGGUCAGGACGAGAAGGCCGGGGAGGUGAAGGAGAACGAGGGAGACUUCCAGGGCGCCAUCAACCUCUACCUGAAGGCCGGCCUACCGGCCAAAGCCGCCCGCCUCGCCAUCAGCCGGCCGGAGAUCACCAACAACAGCGACACCGUCAGCCGCAUCGCCGCCAGCCUCAUCAAGGGAGAGUUUUAUGAGCGGGCAGGAGAUCUGUAUGAGAAGAUCAGGAACAACCAGAGAGCUUUGGAGUGCUACUGCAAAGGAGGCGCCUUCAGGAAAGCGGUGGAGCUGGCUCGCCUCGCCUUCCCUGCUGAGGUGGUGAAACUGGAGGAGGCCUGGGGAGAUUACCUCGUCCAGCAGAAACAGAUGGACGCCGCCAUCAACCACUUCAUUGAAGCAGGCUCCUCCCUGAAAGCCAUCGAGGCGGCCAUCGCAGCUCGCCAGUGGAAGAAAGCGGUCCACAUCCUGGAGCUGCAGGAGGAUUCAUCAGCCGGGAAAUACUACGUGAAGAUCGCUCAGUACUACGCCUCCAUGCAGAACUACGAGGUGGCAGAGCAGCUGUUUGUGAAGGGAGGUCACAUCAAAGAUGCUAUAGAGAUGUACACUACAGCAGGACGCUGGGAGGAGGCUCAUAAGUUGGCGGUGGAGUGUAUGACGGAGGAGGAGGUUAUGGCUCUAUACAUCAGCAGAGCUCAGGAGCUGGAGAGAGAUGGCAAAUUCAAGGAGGCUGAGAGGCUGUUUGCCACGGUGAAGCAGCCUGGCCUCGCCAUCACCAUGUACACCAAGAACCGGAUGUUUGAUGAUGUCAUUCGCCUGGUGGCCAAGCAUCACCCCGAGUUACUGACAGAGACUCACCUGCACCUGGCCAAGGAGUUGGAGGCUGAGUCCCGCUUCUCCGAGGCAGAGCACCACUUCAUGGAGGCUGAAGACUGGAAAGCUGCCGUCCACAUGUACAGAGUCAAGGACAUGUGGGAGGAUGCACACAGGGUGGCUAAGAGCCACGGAGGCCCCGGGGCCCAGAAGCAGGUGGCCUACCUGUGGGCUCGCAGCCUGGGAGGAGAGGCGGCCGUCAAGCUGCUCAACAAGUUCGGCCUCAUGGAAUACGCCAUCGAGACGGCUUCAAAUAACUUCUCGUUUGACUUUGCCUUCGAUUUGGCUCGUCUGUCCUGUAAGGAAAAGAUUCCUGAGAUCCACCUUAAACAUGCCCUUUAUCUGGAAGAUGAGGGCAAGUAUCCUGAGGCUGAGGUUGAGUUCAUCAAGGCAGGAAAACCCAAAGAAGCUGUAUGCAUGUACGUCCACAAUAAGGACUGGGCCAGUGCGCAGCGGGUGGCUGAGGGCCACGAUCCAGACUCGGUGUCUGAGGUCCUGGUCGGCCAAGCCAAGUUCUGCUUUGAAGAGAAGGAUUUCCAGAAGGCUGAAGCCUUCCUGCUACGAGCCCAGAGACCCGACAUCGCUAUUAAACAUUACAAGGAUGCCGACAUGUGGAGUGAUGCCAUGCGUAUCUGUAAGGAGUAUCUCCCCAACAAGCUCUCCAUGCUGCAAGAGGAGUUCGAGAAGGAGACCUCAAAGAAGGGAAUCAGAGGUGUGGAGGGUUUGCUGGAGCAGGCUAAAGAGUGGGAGCAGUCAGGUGAACACUCCCGGGCCGUAGAGUGUUACCUGAAGGUGAAGGACGACUCCAACGCCGCCCUGAUGGAGAAGUGCUGGAUGAAGGCAGCAGAGUUGUCCAUCAAGUUCCUCGAUGGAGAUCGAGCGGUGGAGGUGGUCCUGCUGGUCGGACCACGACUCACACAGCUGAGGAAGUACAACGCUGCUGCAGAGCUUUAUCUAAACAUGAACCUCAUCAAAGAGGCAAUCGACGUGUUUAUCGAGGGAGAGGAGUGGAACAAAGCCAAGAGAGUCGCCAAGGAGAUGGAGCCCAGGUACGAGGACUAUGUGGACCAGAAAUACAAAGAGCAUCUAAAGAACCAAGGAAAAGUCGACUCUCUGGUGGGUGUGGACGUCAUGGCAGCUCUGGACAUGUACGCAGAGAGAGGCCAGUGGGACAAAUGUCUGGAUACGGCAUCUAAACAGAACUUUAAGAUCCUCCAUAAGUACGUGGCUCUGUACGCGACACACCUCAUCAAGGAGGGUGAAGCUCUGAAGGCUCUACAGCUCUACAUCCAGCACGGAGCUCCACCCAACCCUCAGAACUUUAACAUCUACAAGCGUCUGUUCCUGGACCUGAUCAACCUCCCCGACACUGACGGACCCGAGUCUUACCGCAUGUGGGCCGACCUCCGCGAUUUCCUGCUGCAACUGUGUGAGAACAUGUCGCGGUCGUCUGAAGCUAACUCUCCGGCUCAUGAAGACUUUGAGCAGUUACUGCUGAUCGCUCACUACUACGCCACCAGAUCCGCCGCUAAAGGAGACACACAACUGGUCAGUCUUCCAGCCAAGCUGUCUGUGUCUCUGCUGCGUCACACCGAGCUCGUUCCUGCAGAUAAAGCGUUCUACGAGGCCGGCCUGGCCUGCAGGGCUGCAGGCUGGGAGAACAUGGCCUUCAUCUUCCUCAAUCACUUCUUGGAUCUGUGUGAUGCUAUCGACGAGGGGACGAUGGACGCUCUGGAUCACUCCGACUUCGUGGAAACCGACAUUCCCUUCGAGGUUCCAGUUCCCACCAAACUCUGCGUCACUGACGCCCAGCGGGAGCAGAUCCGUGACUGGGUUCUGAUGGUCUCCAUGGACAACCGGUUGGAGCAGGUUCUACCACGGGACGAGAGGAACACGUACGAAGCCUCGCUGGUCGCCGCCAACACCGGCCUCCGCUCCCUGCCCUGCGUCCUCACAGGCUACCCCGUGCUGAGGGAUAAGAUUGAGUUCUCGUCGGUGGGAAAAGCAGCCAACAAGAAAGACUGGAACAAAUUCCUUGUUUCCACAAAGUCGACUCACAGCUCAGAGUGUCAGGACGUCCUCAAGUUCAUCAGCCAGUGGUGUGGCGGCCUGCCGGCCUCCGGGUUCUCCUUCCACUGACACACACACACACACACACACACACACACACACACUUUCUUGUACUUCUAUCUUUGUGAGGGCCCUCAUUGGAAUAGUGAAGUUGUUAGUUUUAAUUCGUUUUUAGAGUGACUUUGUUGGGUGGGAGAUUAAAAGAGGUCACAGUAAAUUUUGCCUUUAUUUCCUUUGUCUUAUCCAUCUUCAUUAUGUAUGAAAAAAGUUGACAAAACAAAGGACAUUUUCACUAUCAUUUUAGUUAGUUUUGUAACCACACAAUACAGUUCAAAUUAAUUAUCUUUUUUUUUUUAACUCUCAAUUUUAUUUUUAUUUCAGUUAACGAAAUUGUUUUUUAAAUUCUAGUUUUCGUUAUUUCGUUAGUUUCUGUUAACUAUAAUAACCUUUUUCCCCAGUCCCUAACCCUAACCCUAACAUAAACCUGAUUGUAACCUUUAAUCCUCAAAACAAAGUCUGAAAUCUCAAAAAAGCCUCUAAAGAAGUGAGGACCGGCCGAAAUGUCCUCACUUUGCAAAAAUGUCCUCACUCUUGGUUAAAAACGUGUUUCGGUCCUCACUUUGUAGGAAGUACAAGAACACACACACACACACAAACUUCUACUAUUUCCCGUCUUGUUACACUUCCAUUUUUGCUGCAAUAUUUGAAAUACUACAUCCAUCUGUCUGUGCUCUUUCACCUUCUUUCUUCUUUCUUUCUGUGUCCAAAAACAUUUAUUAUUACUUAUUAAAUUUUUAUUUUUUACUCUCCAUCAAAUAUAUAUUUAUUUAUUCCACUUUUCAUUUUUAUUUUCUGUAAUUUUUAUGUAAAUUUAGUCAUCGAAAUGCCGUUUUUGAAGCAUUCUCUGCACUUCCAGGUGUGUAAUCUUGCAGAAAGUCCUUUUAUUUUGAUUAUUUAAGUAAUUAUACAUUGCUAAAAAAAACACAUUUUAAGCAAAAUCAGAAUCAGAAUCAGCCUUAAAAUCUCCAAUAUGUGGUUCCUGCUGAAAAUAUUAAUCUUUAAAAACGCAUAAUUCUUUGUAAAACGCCUCAUAAAUGUUCAUUUAAAAAAAAUGCUAAAUAGUUUCUUUAAACACAUGGAAAUUUAGUUUUUAUCAAAAGUAACUAAAACAGGAAGAAAUGGUGCAUUUGUUUGGGACUAUUUUCAGCGGCGGAUUCAUUAACAUUUGGUGCCACAGUAAGUAAUUUGAUAGCAGGACUUGAUCUGAAAUCUCUGCACCUCCAGGUGUUUAAUCCUGUAGAGAAAUCCUGUUUUUAUUAUUAAUUUCUUAUUCUUUUGCUAAAAGCAGUCACAUUUUAAGCAAUUUAUUCAAAAAUAAAAUCAGAAUCACCCUUUAAAUCUUCCACAUAUUCCAAUAUUUGUUCUCUGCUGCAGUAUAAAUAAGUAAAUCUUUAAAAACACCUUUUUAAAAAUGGCUAAAUAAUUACCUAAAACACCUGGUUACUGUACUUUUU
This is a messenger RNA of Centropristis striata (black sea bass), 6833 nucleotides long. RefSeq names its product intraflagellar transport 172 (gene ift172). Bases 139 to 5388 code for a protein of 1749 amino acids. Gene Ontology annotation, biological process: intraciliary transport. NCBI's taxonomy places the organism in Eukaryota, Metazoa, Chordata, Actinopteri, Perciformes, Serranidae. The transcript is spliced from 48 exons. Gene Ontology annotation, cellular component: intraciliary transport particle B; ciliary basal body; axoneme. The record is from RefSeq and is a predicted model, not a curated record. Gene Ontology annotation, molecular function: protein binding.